CUGCAUGGUAACAGACCCGUUUUAUUAAUUGGCAGUUGGCCUGUGACGCAACGCCUCGUCUCCAAAUCUUCGCCCUUUUCCGUUACUUCUCGCGUCUCCAGAGCCGCCGAUGCUGCUGCUUAUGUCACAGCAGCAGCAGCAUCAGUCGAUGUCUCAGUCUGUCCGGUCGAGCCGAGCACGAGGAUGAAGGUGGCGAACGUCAUUCAGACUCUCUUACAGUCCAUUUGAUCAAGAAAAAACAGGUCUCUCGCCGACGAAGCCGGCCCUGCAAUGGAAGGACAUGUUUUUCCCGACCAGGAGCAGCUGCUGCAGUUUCUGAGGAGGCUUAAGGAGGUUUUCGACGUGUGUGACGAGGAUGCUGACGGCUUCAUACGGGUGGAGCACUUGGUGGACCUCGGUCUUCAGUUCGGUCAAGGAGACGAGGUGAAGGCAUUGACCAGGUACCUGGAUCCAAAUGCUCAUGGGAAAAUCAACUUCAAAGACUUUUGUCACGGAGUGUUUGCUAUCAAAGGUUGUGAGGAGAUACUGAAGAUGGCUGUGGGUCCUCGCAGUGCAACCUCCAACCAGCCGUCUGUUACUGACAAUGGUUACAUUUACCAGAACGGUGAGGCGAGGCAGAGCCCUCCGAUUAUCAUGUGUACCCGGUCCUACCCAGAAUGCAAUGUGUACAGUGAGGGUUGUGGUGCUGAUGGGGAGUGCGACAUGGACAGCAGCACUGAAAACACAAACAGCUCUGACUCUUUGGACCCAACAAGGAAAGACAGGGAGGAGCAGUUUGAGGACUAUGGUGAGGGGGAGGAUGUGGAGUUCAUUCCCAGCAGCCCUUGCCCUGAAGAUGACAACCGAACAAAUGGCUUCUCUGACCUGGGGUCCUCACUUCCCUCUAGUGCAGGGCAGACGCCUCAGAAGAUGCGGCAGCUUUAUAACAGCGAGCUCCUGGACAUCUACUGUUCUCAGUGCUGCAAGAAAGUGAAUCUACUGAAUGACCUGGAGGCUCGACUUCGAAACCUCAAGGCCAACAGCCCUAACAGAAAGAUUUCCAGCACAGCAUUUGGACGUCAGCUGUUCCAGGCCAACCACAGCGUGUUUGGGUCGAGUCAGGGCAGCAGCACCGAGGAUCUGUUCACAGACAGCAUCGACUCCUGUGACCUCGACAUCACAGAGAAAGUCAGCUAUCUGGAGAAGAAGGUGACAGAGUUGGAAAGCGACAGUCUGGCCAAUGGUGACCUCAAGUCUAAACUCAAACAGGAAAACACACAACUAGUCCACAGGGUCCAUGAGCUGGAGGAGCAGGUGAAGGAUGCAGAGACGAGGGCGGAUCAGAGUCUGGAAGAGGAGACCAAGAGGCACCGGGAGGUUUACACUAAGAUGGAGAGAGACAGAAACACAGAGAUGGACCAGCUCUGUACCAGGGUACAGCAAUUAGAAGAAGAAAAUGGAGAGAUGAAGAUAAACGUGUGCAGACUCAAGUCUCAGACAGAGAAACUGGACCAGGAGAAGCAGAGGAUGACAGACAAGCUGGAGGACACUAGUCUGAGGCUGAAAGAUGAGAUGGACCUCUACAGGAAGAUAAUGGACAAGCUCUGGCAAAACCGCCAUGAGUUUCAGAAGGAGAAGGAGGCCAUGCAGGAGCUGAUUGAUGAUCUGCGCCGAGAGCUGGAGUAUCUGCAGUUGUUCAAGCUGGAGAUGGAGCAUCCUGGGAAGGGCAAGGGGCUAUCUGAGUACAACGCCAAGACCAGAGAGAUUGAAAUGGAACAUGAAGUCAGGAGACUGAAACAGGAGAACCAUAAGCUUCGGGAUCAGAAUGACGACCUGAACGCUCAGAUUCUCAGCCUGAGUUUGUACGAGGCUAAGAACCUGUUUGCCUGUCACACCAAGGCCCAGUGCCUGGCAGCCGAGAUCGACAACGCAUCCAGAGACGAGCUGGUCGAUGCUCUGAAGGAGCAGGAGGAGAUCAACCUGCGUCUGAGGCAGUACAUGGACAAAAUCAUUCUGGCCAUUCUGGACCACAACCCAUCUAUUCUGGAGAUCAAAAGUUAAACACACAACACACACACACACACACACACACACACACACACACACAAACACACACACACUCACACACACACACACACACACAUCUACUAUUUAUUUACAUCAGUGGUUUCCAACCUUUUUUGUCUUAUAUAUACUAGAGCUGUUAUUACCCCCUCACUCACUUUUAGUAUCUAAUACAACUGAAUAUUGAAUGAAAAUAGUAAAUAAUCUUCAGACUCCCACAAGAGUAACCUGGCUCCACAUUCAGCCUGUUCCUCUGCUUGGUUUUGUUGUGAGUCAAAGCUGAGAAGCUAGUUCACACAUACAAGUAGAUCCAAAAGGCAAAAUUGCAUUCACUUUAUGUUUGUCUGCAAUUUACAGAUGUCCCCUAAACACCUCACAUGCAGACUAUCGGUAGACGCAACAAUUUACAGAUGUCCCCUAAAGGCCUCACAUGUAGGCAAUGGGUAGAUGCUAACUACAGCACACAUCAUCAGGGGCCCCAUUUAGGGGCAGCAGCAGGGCACUGUAUAGAGUCUUUACAGGAGGUUUAAGGGGGUUUAUAGGCCCUGCUCAGACCUGGUAUUAGAGAGAGAGAGAGAGAGAGAGGGAGAGAGAUAAAGAGUGGGGUUGAGCGAAUUAAUGUGCAGCGCACAGGUCUAAUAAUGAAAUUAAGUUUUAUCCAUUUGAAAUAGUGAAAUAUUUGCUGUUCAUUAUAAAGUGUGUCGGACUAAUCAGUCUGUGACAGAGGACGUCAGUAGAGUAGCUGCUCCUUCACUGUGACCCAGGACACAUUUGCAUUCACACUGCUAAAAGAAUGUGGCCACAUGUGGACCAGACUUCCUCUGAAUGUGGUCUGAGUGAUCGGAUCCUAAAUGCUCUUGGGUGCGUUCACACCUGAACUUAGAGCUUGUGAUUGGAUCACCUGAGGCAGAUGUUAAUACCAGGUCUGAACAGGCUCAUAGUUGUCAUUGCAACAUGGCAAUAUGAGUGGCCAUCAGGGGCCCCUGUCUCCCUUGGAGGCCCCAAACAUUUGCCUGGUCUGCCUCAUCUGGUGGAGGUACUGGUUGAAAUCAGUGUUGAGUUUGGACAAAUGUACUUUCAGCAUUUUCACCACAGGACCUCUGUCAACAUCAGUGGAACAGCUCACAUCUCCAUCCUCACAUUUCUUCUCCCAUAGUCUGACCUCCCUCAUGAAUCCAUUCACUUUAUUAUACAUGCUAAAUAUAUGUAAGUCCUGGCCUUCAAGUGUUAGGUUGAAGUCAUUCAAUUUGGUGAACACAUCAGUAAGUAACUCUGCGUCCUCAAACACUGCAGCAAAAGAAUAGGAGUGCUCUUCUACUCCUCAGUGUGACGUUCAGACAGUAUCAGUAGUGUUUUUCCACAGGACAGACAAGGGUAGUCAGUAUGAAACAGCAGCUGCUCUGACUCACUGUCAUGACAAAGAUUUUUAAACAGUCUGUGAUUCAAUGGCCUGGACUGAAUUGAAUGAAUUACCUUAACUGCAUCAUCCAUAACAGCACUCAACAUUCUGCUGCCUCAUGGUGAAUAAUACAGUGGAUCCUUCUUAUGUCAGGGUUUCCUUUAUUCACUCGCCCGAGCAGCCCAGGCACUCUGCCGUCACUGCUGCUGCACCAUCUGUAAGAAUGUAACCACAGGAUUUCCACUCCAGAUCGUCGUCUUUGCAAAAGCUGAAUAUAACCUGAAAAAUGUCCUUGUCAGUUGUUUCUCCUCGAAGCUGCUUGCAAAAGCAGAAAUGCUCAUUUAUAUCCAACACGUCUUUAUAAUGCACAGAGGUCAAGAGCUGAGCUGAUCUUUCAUUUCAUCCAACUGCAACGCAAAUUGAGCUCCAACUUGCCCAACAAUAGUAAGGAACAUAUCACUGAUCUGGCAGGAAACUGAGUGUCAUGUUUCUUGUCGAUCAUAGUUUCAGCUGAAUCUGUGGCUGCAGGAAGAACCAGAUCUUUGACUACAGAAUGUGACAUUUUUGAAUUAGUGGCACAGUGUAAGACGCCUGUAGUGCUUUGCUUGACACACUUGUUGCUCUCUUCAGUAUAAUCUGACUCGACUUGAAUUCUGACAGUUUUCAGUUGAAAAAGUCCUCAGUUUUACCAUCACUUCUUGAGUGUUUGGUGCUUUGGUGCAACCUGAAUCUGAAGCGACAGCAACUGGAUAAACUCUUCACAAACUACUAAAAAGUUGACAUCUGCCAGGGGGAAACUAUUUCCUAUUUAUGAAAUGACUUGGAAUAUAUUCUUAUUAUUUUGGAAAUUAAUUGUAAUCGCCAAUCUUUCCAUGUAUCCCCUGCAAGCUUCGUAAGUAUCCCUAGGUACACAAACCCCCGGUUGGGAACCACUGAUCUACAUAACCACAGCAGGAUUUCUCUCUGUCCACCAACACUAUUCAUGAGGAAAUCUGUCAAUCACUGCAGAUCUACAUGUGCCAUCAAUGUUUUAUCAUUGUAUAUUUGAAGCCACUGAAAUUUGGGGACCAGAAAAUAUUUGGGAAUAAAAAGUAUUUUGAUGUAGACAAAGCACUAACUGUUCAAUACAGAGCUCUAUAGUUAAUUGUCAAUGAGUGAUGUAAAGGACCAGGACAUACCAGUGUCUUGCAUGUUUACUAUAAACCAUUUGCCAAAGCAGUCAAUGAGCAGUAUAUCAUUUUGAAUGUCUUGUUGCCAUCUUCCAGGCAGCCAUUAGUUUUUUUCAUUACAUGGUGGAAUGAAAAUCAAUUUGUAGAGACUUGAAAUCCUCUCAAGUAUGAUAUUCAUGUGAUCAUUAUGGUUUUUUUUUAUUAUUGUCAGAAUCAUAAUAUUUCAUGGCAAUGCUGAGCAGAUUUUUCAAACCAAUCUACCAUCACAAAUGAAAGUUAAAGGGGCCAUUUGGAAGUUUUCUCUGCUCUAAACGUGGUGGUGAUUGUUGCUUGACGAGAGCUUCAGCCAUCAUUGUGUUUACAAGACAAGAGGUUAUAUUACGCCCUCUGGGCAGCUAACUUCUUAAGGGCAGACUAGACGCUACAGUGACUCGGUAUUGGAAAGUGAAAAGGUGGUCCAACCAGACUGUGGCUAGCUGCUUAGCAUGCUAACUUCAAUAGAAGAAAAGCAGUUAAUAUUGGCAUUGCUUUCCACCUCUGGAGACAGUAAACAAACAGCUGUUAAUUCUAACAUUGGCUAUGUACCAAUAGCAUAACACACAAAUAGCUCCUUUAAUUCUUAUGCUGUGUGGUAAUGAAUGGAAACCAGUGGGGGCAUCAAAAGAAUAGUUCAGCCUUCCGGGGCUUGCACGUAUUUGCUUUCUUUCCAAGGCACAUGAGAAGAUUGACUUCAAUCUGAUGUUUGUAUGGAGUCAGGAUAUGGUUAGCUUCAUUUAGCAUAUUUAACAUUUAUCGUGUUUGUUUAAUCUGUAUACACAAAGAAAUGUAAACGGACAAUAUGUAGUUUUAGGGGAGUGAUGUUUUAUCCGUUCAUCGAGCAGCAUCUCUGACUACAUAGAAGAUGUUGAAUUAUUUCUUUGAAAAAUCUGAAACAAAAGAUUUGUAAAAUGGUCAAAAGUAAUGUAAAGUAUUUGUAGGUAUGUAGUAAAUAGAUACAGCACACAUGAACACCGACGUGUUUUUAGCUGUGAUCAGCUGAUUGUGUUUCUAACCCUUUAAUUUGGCUUGUCUCAACACAAAUGAAUGUCUUCAUGAUUAAUAUAAGCUGUUUACUACACCACAUCAUUUUUUAGUAGUAUUCACUGUGUCACUGAGCCUGCGAGAGACAAUUCAGUGCGGCCUUUAACCAGUAUAGACUGCUCAUAAUGAAGUAUGUAAAGGUGCCAAAAGCCAACAUUAUGUGCCAUAUUUUAACCUUUCACUGUUUUCAUGCACUGAAAAAAUGGACAGGUAAUAGUUAAAGGACAUGAUACUCAUUGUUAUUGUUUACAUUUCUCAUACAAAUGCAAUAAUGUGCAUGUGUCACUAUGAAAUAUCAACAACUGGAGCUGGAGAGAUGAAACAAUAACUGCAGAAGUUUGACAGACAGAGUUUCUGAGCUCUAGAAGAAACGACUUGUUUCAUUGUUUUUUCGGCCGUUCGCAAAUCCGCUUAGAGGUGGGGCAACGUUUUUAUGAGUGAGUAUGGUGGCCCGUACUCACUCAGAUUCAAACAGACAAAACACCACACAUGCAGACAGACAAAAAUACAAACAAUUUGAAAACAUGUGCUGCAAAUACUCAACACAAUGGAAGCGUUUCCAGGGGACACUAAAAGUGAUGAACCUGGCUGGGACACACAAAUGCGCAUGGCUGUAUUAAAAGUAAAAAGUUAUUUUUAGGGCACUUUUUGCCUUUAUUCCGAUAGAGACAGUGAGAGAGACACAAGUUGCAGUGCGUUGAGCUCUCAGGGCCACCGUAAGUGAGCCACCAUUCAGCUUGCAACAUGGUGCAGCUCACAUCCUGCUGUUGGUGUCACGCAGCCGCGCUGAUUGACAGUUUGUGGCAGUAAAGUGUCGACAAACAGGGAACAAAGGCAGUGGGGAAGAGGCAAACAUGAAUAUAAACAGUAUAAGACUUAAUGUAUUAAAAGUCAGCUUUGCAAAUGUAUAAUGGCCAAGGAAAUACAUUCAGUGUGUUGUUUAGACCUCAGAUACACACAGUGUGUAAAUAUAACUUCUUGUGUUGAAAAUAUCCACAGGGUGUCUUUAAGUCGAGCUGUUAAUUCACUGUUUCGUAGCCUAUUAAAAACACUGAAAUCAGACUUUACAGAUAUGUUAAUUAGAAUCAUUUCAAAAUAGUUUUAGAAAAAUAGAAAAUAUGUAUUAAACUUUGUUCUUUAGAGAAAAAAAAAGCACCUACUUACUGUCAGUAACCCACUUACUUAAAACGGGGAAACUCAGUUCAUCCUUCAGCGUCAUUGUGAACCUGAGCGAACAGCGUUAUUCUGCCACUGUUGUAAACUAGUGUCACUUACACUGAGUUAACCUAAAUAUUUAACUUGAAUAUUUUUUCACCCCUGGUGUGACCUAGCUAAACCAAACACACCAAAAACUUCCUCCACAUGCGUCACAGUGAGGACUGAGCUGCUGUAGUCAACAUUUUAUUAUCUAACAAAUGAAACUAGUUUCGUUCAACCAGUGAUUCUUUUCAUUGUUUACUUUCACAGGUUUUGUGUAUUUGCAUACGAGGUAUGAACAAGUAUUAUUUAAGCAGUCCAGCUCUGAUUUUGUCCAUUGUUGCCACUGUAAGUGAGCUUUUUUAUAUUGACACUUUUAUUUUGACACAGUAUUUGUGAUGUCAUACAUUGUAAAUGUUGUACAGAAUCUAGUUACUAUUUAUGUGCAAGUCAUCCGGCUUAUUAUGAAGUCUCUUUGAGAGAUCUGACACAAAACAACAAACUAUGUGCUGUAGAUUAUAAUAAUCACAAUAUAUAGUGCACUUAAAGUGUCAUGUUCAAAGUAUUUACCUGGAAUAAUGUUAUUAAACAUGAUGGAAAAAUAAUAGUCUGUCACUACUCACGUGUUCACUUUCUUUUACUCGUGUACCGCACAUGGAACUAUAGGUGACGAUGUUGUACAAACUAGAUGUGUAAAUAAAACUCAUUCGCUUUGGCAUGA
Molecule: messenger RNA, 7609 nt
Organism: Seriola aureovittata
Lineage: Eukaryota; Metazoa; Chordata; Actinopteri; Carangiformes; Carangidae
Gene: rab11fip4a
Product: RAB11 family interacting protein 4 (class II) a
Exons: 15
Coding region: 271-2040 (589 amino acids)
Biological process (GO): regulation of cytokinesis; endocytic recycling
Cellular component (GO): cleavage furrow; endocytic vesicle; midbody
Molecular function (GO): calcium ion binding
Source: RefSeq, a predicted model, not a curated record